This is a messenger RNA of Lacerta agilis (Sand lizard), 2049 nucleotides long. Its product is annotated as maestro heat-like repeat-containing protein family member 7. The record is from RefSeq and is a predicted model, not a curated record. Gene Ontology annotation, cellular component: cytoplasm. The coding region runs from base 56 to 1585 and encodes 509 amino acids. Lineage: Eukaryota; Metazoa; Chordata; Lepidosauria; Squamata; Lacertidae. The transcript is spliced from 12 exons.
UUCGUCCGAGUUGUGGCAGUCCCUCUCUACCGAGGAAGUCGUGGAGGAACAGCUGAUGGAGAAUUUGCUGGCCAGGCUGCAGGACCACCACAGCACUGAGCUGCAGACCUCCGCUGCCUCUCUUGCCAUCACUCAGGCUCUCUACGAAGUCAUCUCGGUGCCUGAAUCGAAAGACACCAUCCAGAGACUUUAUCCAGACCUUCUGACUGCUCUGCUCAUCGAACUCUACUUCAGCAACCAGGCCGAAAGUCUGCCGGAUACGAAUUUCCUCCGGAAGCGAUGUGGUCGUGGGGAAAACCUUGCGAGCUUUUCAGCGGAGGCCAUCAAAUUGCUCAUGAUUCGCACUGGCUGCCGCUACGAGGUCACGUUCAUGGAGAGGACGCGGGGCUGGAGCAUGCUGCAGAGCGCCGGGGAAGUGCUCCAGGGGGCCACGCUGCUGGCAAGAGCCAUGCUGCACUUUGCUUGCCCCGAGACCAUGAGGAUAUUGGACCUGAUGUUCUCUCUGCUCAGCAAAGGCAGCAAGAAACUCAAGCCGACCACCAUUGCUUUCUUCGUAGAGCUUCUCCACUACCAGGAGAUUGAGCAGCUGCCGGCGGAUCAGAUCUUUGAGAGUCUUGAGGAGUGGACCAGGAACCCCAGCCCAGAUGUCCGUUCCCUUGGCCUGAGAGCUCUGGGCAUCUUAGCCAUCCACCCCGAUAAGGUGGAGGAGGUCAAGACCCUCAUGCCAACCCUCUUGGGCAGCUUGGAAGAGGCAGACGGCGUGGUUGUCACUGAGGGCAUCACGGCCAUCCAGAAUCUUCUGAAGUUCAUGCAGAGGAGUGACAUCGUCAGCCUGGCUGAGAAGCUGCUUCCUUUGUUCAGCAACGCAGAGGCCAGGACCCGCAAUUCCGCCAUUGCCCUGUUUGCUGAGCUGCCCAACGUGGUCAAGAAGAAGGAGAAGUACCUCAUCCAAGAGCAGGUGACACAGAGUCUGCUCCCGCUGCUCCUGCACCUGCAAGACGAGGACACCGAUGUGGUGAAGGGUUGCCAGGAUGCCCUCGCCAGGUGCUUCCGCUUCCUGGGCUGGUCCCUCCCGAAGAAGAUCAACAGCAAGAAGGCUUGGCACGACCACCCUCAGAUCGCAGAGACCCUCUGCCGGCAAAUCUCCUGGAAGGUCAAGACCAUCCCUGUCAUCUUGCUCCAAUGUCUGGACCACCUUCAGUGCCCUCAGGUCUCGAUCCGGAGAGCGGCUGCCAUCUUUCUUGGUUGCGUUGCCCAGUGUGCAGAGCCACUUGCGAUCACUCAGGAAAAAAAGGACUUGAUAUUCCUCUCGCUCUCCAAACUGCGGCAGGAUCACGACCCCUCCGUCCGCCUGACAGCCUUGCAAGCCACCCGGAUGGUGCAGGAAGCCUGUGGCAUCACAGCCGCCAUCUCUCCCCGGUUUUCUGGCUCGGAGGGGGAAGACAGCCUCUCCUCCGACCGGGGCCACUGGGAGACGCCGGAUCCUGCCGUGACGCACCGGUGGAACCCAGCUUCCCCCACCUCCCACCGGUUGGUGCCCAGCGCUGCCAGGAAGAGAGGAUUCGGGCCGACCCGGCAGGCCUGAUCCCACCUACCAAGACGCCCCUGCGCUCCCUUGGGAGGCGCUCGACGUAAGCUCAGGAGACCUGCACACAACUCCCAGUCGAAAAGGCACCAGAGCCACAGAUGAUGGGAGAGGACAGGAAAAGAAGGAGCCCCCGUUGGAGGCGGCAGGAGAAGGAUGCUCAGCGUGCCUGGAUUCGGCCAGCGUCCGCAGUAGGACAGGAACGGGGAAUGUUCUGUGGUGCGAACCAUCAAGACUUCCUCUUGCAUUCCUCCAUAGAACCAGGAUGGCCUUGCAUGGAGCUUUCUGGCUGCAGGAGGACGGAGCCAGCAGUGGCUGCAGGAGAAGCGUCAGUCGAAGGAUGCAGAUGAGAAACCCAAAAUGUGGUGGAUGCAAGCCGACCGUUCUUGCUUGCUGAAGAACCCAUACCGUUAAGGGCCUUCACAUUGCUUGCAAAAUGCAGCUUCCUGCAUUAAGAUAGGAUU